Messenger RNA from Perkinsus marinus ATCC 50983, 1000 nucleotides. RefSeq names its product dual specificity phosphatase catalytic domain containing protein. The annotation marks the transcript as partial. The record is from RefSeq and is a predicted model, not a curated record. The transcript is spliced from 8 exons. Gene Ontology annotation, biological process: protein dephosphorylation. NCBI's taxonomy places the organism in Eukaryota, Perkinsozoa, Perkinsida, Perkinsidae. Gene Ontology annotation, cellular component: cytoplasm. Gene Ontology annotation, molecular function: protein tyrosine/serine/threonine phosphatase activity.
GGUUUGCAUAUGGAUCGUCGGCGAGCCGUACGCAAGCGAGUGGACCACCUCUGUAGGGUUAUCAAGAGGAGCUCACUGAGAGUGACGACGAGUGAUGAGAAAAAUCCUCUGGCAACUCUCGACGUAGAGGCCUUCUUGAACGGUCUUAACGAAUUAGACGAUUUCUCGGCGACCGAAAUAUAUUCGACUGAGGGCGGCGGUGGUGAUAGUAGUAAGGUAUAUGUAGGAGGGUUGGACGAUGCGUGUAACUUUGCGGAGUUAAAACGUCGAGAUAUCGGAACGAUUAUCAACUGUGCUGGUGCUCAGUGUGCUUUGGCUCGGCUACAAGCUGAUGUUGUGGGCGGCCCUAAUCCAUACAAAGAUGUCCGAUUUCAAGAGGAAUGUUAUAAGGGUAAACUAGGAGAUCAUAUAGAAUAUGUUUUUAUUGCGGCUGAGGAUAUGCCCCGGUAUCCAAUCGAGAAGCAUUUUGAUGAGGUGGCGAUGUGUGUAGAUCGGGGAAUCGCAAAUGGGCAUUCAGUGUUGAUACACUGCAUGCAGGGAUAUAAUAGAAGUUGUGCACUGCUGUGUGCGUGGCUAUGUGGAGGAAUCCGAGGUCCAAGAAUGAGUCUGUGUGAAGCAGUGGAGUUGUUGGCGUCGAGGCGACAACACGUCCUCAGCAAUCGGGGCUUUUUGAGGAAGUUAGUGGAGGCGUAUUGGCCGCCGAGUGAGGAGGAGAUUAAAUGCAGUGUUGGCCCCCUGGUUGACCUGUAUGGUGAGCAAGUGAUGGAGGCUCCGAUUGAUCUGGUUGGAGAGGUUAAAGAGUGCGCUACCGCGGGGCCGAUGGUGGCCGUAUCGAGUAAUGGGAAACCCCUCUCGAGAUUUGCUCAGAGUAGGAGGAUGAAAAAGGAGCUCACACAGGAUAGCUGAUGCUCACGAAGGGGGAUGGUGACUGUGAUGUGGCGAAGGAAUGGUAUGGAAUCCGGCCGCGCGCUCGCCUUAGUGGAAGGGUUGCUUCGACUUC